GUACGGCGGCGGCGCAAAGCACCCUGGGUCCGACUGGUUUGAUUUUUUGAAGGCGUGGACGGCGGGAACUGCUCGUCCUCGUCCUGCCUAAGCGAGAGGAGCGGAGGUAAGAGUAAACGUAAGACCUGGUGACGGACGGGACCGUGACUAGGGUGGAAGGGUGAACGGCUUCUUAAAACGGCGUGUUCUGGAGCAGCAAGGAAAUCUGGGUGUCUGUUACCGCUUGCCUGCCCAGCUUCACAGGGGCGCCUGUGGAAAUCUGAGGAGAUGGAGUGGGCGAAUGACGGCAAGUCCAAAGGAGGUGUUUUAGCUCACUUGGAAAGACUAGAGAUUCAAGUGAAUAGAUCCCGUAAAAACUCAGAAGAUCUGCAGAGAGCACAGGCCGUUGAAGGCGCUCUUAGGACCAAGAUUCAUAAACUGAGAUGUCUACGAGAUGAACUGAGAGCUGAAGCAAAGCAGCGUCAAGCCAGAAUUAAAGCAUCUGCUGCCAAUGUAGAACCUGACCAAACCCUGGAAAUCAGUGAGCAAGAAGUUGCGGAAAGAAGACGAGAAAAUGUGAAAGCCAUCCUGCGGGCAUAUCGUUUCACAGGGCUCAGUGGGAAGCUGACCAGCCGAGGGUUCUGUGUCUGCAUCAGCACUGCUUUUGAGGGAAAUCUGCUGGAUUCCUAUUUCGUCGACCUUGUCAUACAGAAGCCACUUCAGAUACAUCACCAUUCCAUUCCGGUCUUCAUUCCCCUCGAGGAGAUCUCUGCAAAAUACUUACAGACUAAUAUUCAGCACUUCCUGUUCUGUCUUUGUGAAUACCUAAAUGCUUACGCUGGGAGGAAGUACCAGGCAGAUCGACUUCAGAGUGACUUUGCAGCCUUCCUGGCCGGGCCCUUGCGGAGAAACUCGCUGUGCAACUUGCUCUCCUUCACUUACAAAGUGGAGCCGCAGGGUCAGUCGGUCCCAUUUUGUGCCAGACUGCGGUAUAAGGACCUCACGACAACCCUGCCAACUGACGUCACCGUUACGUACCAAGGAACGGACGCAUUAUCCCCCUCGUGGGAAGAACAGCGAGCAUCCCAUGAAAAUCUGUUUUUUUCGAAGCCCCUACACCAAGUGUUUACUUCAUUUGCAAGAAAAGGAGAAAAGUUGGAUAUGAGCCUGGUCUCCUAGAAUAUUUUCAUUGGGAACAUGUCAAAAAGUAAAAGGAAAUAUUGCACUUUCUGCUGUCAUGACUAAGGUGGCAGGGGUUCCGGAAGAACCUUUCAAGAUUAUCAGGAACAUAGCAUGAGGGCCAGUUCACCUAACCCGGACCAGAUUGAGACGAGCAGGUCUCCAACUUGAAAGACUGCUUCCAGGUGAGCACUGGGGAGCAGAACACUUGCCUGCUCGGCCAUCCUGUCCCACCACGUCCUCGUCUGAAGCACAGCUUUCCCGUCUGUGCUCCGAGCCCAGAAGCAAAGGCAGCUUUGUUCCACCUCGGACACGUUUCCUGCUCACAGUGGCCAUGGCCUCUCUGGGGGAAGGAGGGCUGGUCAGACCCAGG
Messenger RNA from Mustela lutreola (European mink), 1531 nucleotides. RefSeq names its product centromere protein O (gene CENPO). Lineage: Eukaryota; Metazoa; Chordata; Mammalia; Carnivora; Mustelidae. The record is from RefSeq and is a predicted model, not a curated record. The coding region runs from base 268 to 1158 and encodes 296 amino acids. The transcript has 8 exons. Gene Ontology annotation, cellular component: kinetochore; Mis6-Sim4 complex.